AUGGCUGCUCUAGCUGAUGUAACUGCUUUAAAUACAGUAGCAGCAACACAUCCACGUAUUAUUAUUCAACCUGAUUGGUCAACGAAUCUUAAAUUAAAUACAUUACCUGUCGAUGCUUGGCUUGAAUUUAAAUCUGGCAGUGCUGCUUUAUCACGUAUAACACAAAAUAUUCAUGGUGUUUGUUCAAUAAAAGCUUUGUUAGAUCCAGAAGCUAAAGUUUACAAAACAUCAUCAAGUGAUAAUUUUCAAUCGAAUGAUAUUGAUAGAAAUCAACAACAAUUACGUAUUAAAAUUCGAGAUACUGAUUUUAGUCAUACAUUUCAAGGACCAAUAAAAUCAUUUAGUACAACUGGUAAGCAUGAAGAUGAUGAAAUUAAUGCUGAAUUAGAUCCAUUAAUUAAUGUACCAGAACUUCCUAAAAGUCGAAUGCAACAAACACAUUUAUCAGCCCAUCCUCAUUGGUUUGAUAUUAGUUCAGGUGGUGUUGGUUUAACAGCAUUCAAUAAUGGAAGAAUUACUAUUUGGGAUAUUGAAAAUGGUGAAGUACGACGUACACUAAAAGGCCAUGUUGAAGAUGUUUAUAUAAGUCGAUUUUUUCCGUCAGAUUUUGCUGUGGUCUCUGGUGGAGCUGAUAUGCGUGUUAAAGUUUGGUCACUUGAUAAUGACAAUAAUGAAAUACGUAAUAUAACAUUAAGUGGACAUCGUUCACGUAUUAAUGAUGUUCAAGCUCUUAAUCAACAAAAUGUAUUAAGUGCAUCGAAUGAUGGUUCUGUUAUAUUAUGGGAUAUUAAAAAAAAUGAACAAAUAAAUAAAAUUGUUGAAUUACAAGAUACUAGUGUUAAUUGUGUCAGUUUAAUUGAUUCAUUAUUAGCUUGUGCUUGUGAUGAUGGUUCAAUUCGUUUUUAUAAUUCAAAUGAAAAAAAUUCAAAAGAAACAAUGAAUACAAUUACAAUUGGUUCACCAGUUAGUACACUUUGUUAUUUGUCAGAAUCAAAUCAACUUAUUUAUGGUACUGAACAAUCAAUAAUUGGCAUUUAUGAUAUACGACAAUUAAAUGAUAUACCUAUUCAUACAUGGAAAGAACAACGAGGAAAAAUAACAAGUAUUACUCCUAGUCGUGAUCAUCAAGGUAUAUUAACAACAACAACUGAUGGUAGUUGUUUUGAAUAUAAUAAAGAAGAAUUACAAUCAAUGUCGGAUAUAUCACAAUUCCAUGUUCGAGAUUUUACAGGUGCAGAUGAUUCUAUACUUAAUGGAAAAGUAUUUAAUAAUAGAGUUUAUUCAAUUUGUCGUGAUGGUCUCGUACGUGUUUAUGAGAAUCUAGAAUAA
This is a messenger RNA of Rotaria sp. Silwood1, 1329 nucleotides long. Lineage: Eukaryota; Metazoa; Rotifera; Eurotatoria; Philodinida; Philodinidae. The record is from the annotation of a GenBank genome assembly.